GAUGUGUUGAUCAUCGUCAACCGUUGAUUCAAAUCCAAGGGUCACCACACAUCAGAACUUAUAUCACGGCAGAGUGCAAGAUAUAUAAAUUGCAAAGGAAGCCAAGGAAGAAGAAGAUGAAACCCAUUUCUUCUUCAGAAAUCAAGUACCCGAAGGAGGCGAUUUUGAUUAUCCCACAAAAAUUCAUAUAAUUCCUCAUCUUCGAAAAUUCAUCAAAAACUACGUGUUAUUCCUUUUCUGUAUGAGAUAAAGUUGUUGAAUUGUUGCUUUGGGUAUCGUAGGCGUUUCUAUUUAGGUUCGCACGGAGCACAAUUUAUCUACAUUUUUGAAGAACAAUCGAGCAGAUCUUUGUAUUUUCUAUAUGAAUCUGUAAUCUAGAGCUCGUAUUCCUGAGAAUUUUGGAUUUUAGAAAAAAGUUCUUUUGAUUGAUGGAGAAAAUAGAUAAAAGAGGAGGAUGUAAACAACAAGCAGAAACUACAACAGAUUUGUUUUUAAGAUGGGGUAAUAAGAAGAGACUUAGAUGUGUGAGAGUGAGAGAACCAGAUGAUACGACCGACACAUCGUUUGCCGUUUCCGGCCGCCGUAGGAUUCGCCGGAAAAUCAACUCUCAUUUUGUUACUUUUAGUUCCGAUAAUGAGAAUAGAGAACCAUCUCUCCAACCACCAUCCACCCGUCUCACAAGGACGGCUGAGGCAUCGAAGACUCUAAAAUCGGAAAGCAACCGGAAAUCUUCGUCGGAUAAAGAGGAUAAGUAUACGACGAGAGGGUGUGCGGUGGCGGGGAUGGUUGAGAAACCGAAGGUCUCCUCCCUAGACGGCGGCGGAGGAGUAGAUGAAGGUUGUUGUAAAAGCAAACAUGUAUGGCCAAAACUGUAUAUAGCGUUAACAAGCAAGGAGAAAGAAGAAGAUUUCAUGGCGAUGAAAGGUUGUAAGCUUCCUCAUAGACCUAAGAAAAGGGCCAAAAUCAUCCAACGAACUUUACUUUUGGUGAGUCCAGGGGCAUGGUUGACCGAUAUGUGCCAAGAGAGAUACGAGGUCAGAGAAAAGAAGAGUACGAAGAAGAAACCAACGGGAUUGAAGGCUAUGGGAAGUAUGGAUAGUGAUUCAGAAUGAUAUGUUGUAUAUUGAUUAUGUGGUUGUUUUGGAUGAAUUUUUGUAUAUCUUUUGUUUUAAUUUUAAAUCUCAAAUGAAAUUUAUGAUGUUUUUUUUUUCUUUUAUAAUGUCUCAAAUCUCCACGACAAGAUGUGCUACUCAUGUUGUUUUUUACAUGAUUCAAGUAUUCAACGUUUGACUUGAUAGAUGUUUUAUUAAUUAAUUUGUCAUCUAAAAAAUAUUCAUUUUAAUUGAUAAGUAAAGUGAAAAGUGUUUUGAAGGUUAAAUUUUUUUAAAAAAAAAUUGGUCAAUUAGAUUAGAAUUGUAAAACCAAUCUAAUUUUUAGGAAAUCAUAAAUAAGUGGGUUUCUAGUUUCCUAAUUGUAAUCU
Messenger RNA from Lactuca saligna, 1480 nucleotides. Lineage: Eukaryota; Viridiplantae; Streptophyta; Magnoliopsida; Asterales; Asteraceae. The record is from the annotation of a GenBank genome assembly.